Molecule: messenger RNA, 2103 nt
Organism: Ixodes scapularis (black-legged tick)
Lineage: Eukaryota; Metazoa; Arthropoda; Arachnida; Ixodida; Ixodidae
Exons: 2
Coding region: 478-2103 (541 amino acids)
Molecular function (GO): catalytic activity; nucleic acid binding
Source: RefSeq, a predicted model, not a curated record
UCCAAACCCUCCAACAAGAAAACACGCUCCUCAAACAGCAGCUAGAAGCUACGAAUAAACGUACGACUACCCUCGAACAACGUAUCGAGCAACUUCUCAUGCAAGUGGAGCUGUUACUCCAGCACCAAGUUCAACGUCCUAAAGACCCGACCCCGGAGAGGAACCCCGAUGCCACACCACCCCUCACGCAAAUGGAGCUGCCAGCCCACCCCCAAAUUCAGCGCCCUCCAGGGCCGACCCUUGAUAGGGACCCCGAGGCCACACCACUUACCUCUCGCGCCCCUACGCCCGUUCCGACACAUAUUAGCCACCUUGAGCGCAUCAUCUACGAGAUGGGAGAACGCCUCAACAGCCGGUUGAUCGACCUCGAUCAGCGCAUCCACACCAUCGAAGAAGCAAAGCGACAGGCGCGCAAAAGGCCCAAACAGUGCACCUUACCCAGCACCUCCGGCGACACGUCCCCUCCCCUCCAAAUUGAUGAUGAUUAACCCCCCAUCGCCCAAAAACUCAUCCGCACCUCCACCCCCGCUGACCGUAUGGCAGUGGAACUGUCGCUCGUUUCGCAACAAGAAACCAUCGCUCACUCUCCUCGCCCUUCAACACUCGCCAGACCUCAUCGCCCUUCAAGAAACGAAUACGGACAACGUGUCGCUUCGGGGUUACACGACAUAUGCCACUGAUCCAACAUCCCGAACAGCCGUCCUUGUUCAAGCCACCCAAACCGCCCAAACGCACACUCUACCUACAACGAUAGAUUAUACUUUCGUCGAACUCCUACCCCGUAAAAAGACAGAACCCAGCCUGUACGUCCUUAACAUCUACAGUCCUCCAACACAGACUCUCUCGGCGAUUGACCGCCUUCUAAGAAUCGUCCGCCAACGAACCAGAGGCCACAAACUCGUGGUCCUCGGGGAUUUCAAUGCCCAGCAUACGGCCUGGGGUUACCCCAGAAACAACAAAAAGGGUACAAGCUUACAUGAAGCUACUCUACAAAAUCAACUCUACCUAUAUAACUCCCUCCACAUUCCCACUAGAAUUGGCAACAGCGUCUCGCAGGAUACGACCCCCGACCUGACGUUUACAUACAACAUCAAACAGGCUACAUGGUCGCGCCUGGACAAAACUCUGGGCAGUGACCAUUACAUAAUACAGCUCCAAAUCCCACACCAAAGGACCAGGAGCCAAAAAAUUGGCACGGCACGCAUCACCAAUUGGAAAAAUUUCCGAGAAGCAACUCCCACCGGUCCCAUCAUAAGCCUCGAGGAUUGGACUACCCAGCUCCUUGAGAAGGCACGGGAAAACACCAAGGAACUUUCCCUUACGGAGGACAAUCCCGCCAUCGACGCCCAUCUCCUCCACCUCUGGGACGCCCGCAACGGGCUGCUCAGACGAUGGAGGAAAAACAAGACAAACCGCAAACUGAAGACCCGCAUUGCAAAACUAACGGCAGAAGCGGAAACAUACGCCCUCCAACUUAGCCAAUUAAACUGGAUGCAACUUUGUAACAAAAUCCAAGGAACGCUGGGGACCCGUCGAACUUGGCACCUGCUACGCUCCCUGUUGGGGACCGGCGAGUCCAAGGCGGUCACGACCCACCAACUCCGCCGAUUAAUUCACAACCACCCGGCCCGGCGACUAGCACGAGCCAACACCCACGCCAAACUAUACCCACCAUCACCAUGCACACUAUACACUGAUGCCACACCCUACUCUCACAAACCUGCACACUGUGUAACUGUUCGGGGCCAACAGCCACCACCAAACGUCACGGCGGCCACCAUCCUCCCUACGAACACAACCACGGCGGAGGGAACGGCCAUUGCCUUUGCGCUCGCCCAGAGCCCCACCCCCCAAUUCGUCCUAUCUGACCCUCAGCAGGCCAUCAGCAACUUUAUUCGCGGCAAUAUCUCCCCCAUGGCGUUCCAAAUUCUCACCAACAACCCUCCAUCCGACACCGUGACCCUGCUGUGGACACCAACCCACACAGGCGUAGACGCUAAUGAGAUGGUGCACGAUCGUGCUCGCGAACUUAUCGACCGAGCCGCCAUUUCAACUACGCCUACACGCGAUGCCCCUGCAGACAAGCCUAUCUCGCUCCUGUAA